Molecule: messenger RNA, 1981 nt
Organism: Sardina pilchardus (European sardine)
Lineage: Eukaryota; Metazoa; Chordata; Actinopteri; Clupeiformes; Clupeidae
Gene: pcmtl
Product: l-isoaspartyl protein carboxyl methyltransferase, like
Exons: 9
Coding region: 318-1070 (250 amino acids)
Biological process (GO): protein modification process
Cellular component (GO): cytoplasm
Molecular function (GO): protein-L-isoaspartate (D-aspartate) O-methyltransferase activity
Source: RefSeq, a predicted model, not a curated record
UAUUUACCAUUUGACCCACAGUUAGCUACGAGCAUUAGCUAUUAGACAUUGUUAUUUAGUGAGACAGGUUUCCUUCAAAGCAUAUUUUAUAUGAGCAUUACAAUCUGAUUUUGUUGGUAAAAUUAGGGGGGCGGCUUUGUAGUUACUAACAGAGCUGAGAACACCAGCGUUCUUCUGAAGGCAAGUGUACCACUAGCUAAGAUUGUGAAGCUGUGUAUUUCUUUUCUUUUUCUUUAAGUCUUUGCCUGAAAGAAAAGGUAAAUGUUGAAGAUUCCUUGGUCAUCGGGGUACAUCACAGAGGUGACGGUGCGCAGGAGAUGCAAUCCGUGCUUCUGCGGCUGGCUGUAGUAGCGGUCCCUAUGGGUUUGCUACUUUCCAGAAGCAUGGCGUGGAUGUCCAGUGGCAAAACACAUGCGGAACUCAUCAGUCGUUUAAGAGAUCACGGGGUAAUCCGCAGCGAUCGUGUAUUUGAUGCCAUGCUUGCCACUGACCGAGGGAUCUACUCCAGAGAUUACCCCUAUGCAGAUUCUCCACAGUCAAUAGGUUACAGGGCUACCAUCAGCGCACCGCAUAUGCAUGCCCAUGCUUUGGAAGUCCUUAGUGACAAGCUUACAGAUGGGGCCACUGCUUUAGAUGUUGGCUCUGGGAGUGGUUACCUCACGGCUUGCUUUGCCAGGAUGGUAGGGCCGACUGGAAAAGUUGUCGGGAUGGAUCACAUUGAUGAGCUGGUACAGAACUCUGUGAGAAAUGUUCAAGCGGACGAUCCGGAGCUUCUUUCCUCUGGCCGGAUUAGGCUCUUGGUGGGCGAUGGGAGAUUGGGCUUUCCAGAACAAGCCCCCUACGAUGCCAUCCACGUUGGAGCAGCAGCACCAACAAUUCCAAAGGCAUUGCUGGACCAGCUGAAGCCUGGUGGGAGACUCGUGCUACCCGUGGGACCGGAAGGAGGGAGUCAGGUUUUGGAACAGUAUGACCGCCAGACCGACGGGACCUUCCUCAAAAAGGCCCUCAUGGGGGUGGUGUACGUCCCACUCACAGACAAGAACCACCAGUGGCCCAGUGGUGAGCUCUGACUGCGGUCUGGUUGCCCCUGAUAGGUGGCGCUGCUGCUGCAGCUCUGGGUGCCUGUAGGCCAGAGGGAAAGGCUUGACUCAUCCCGGCUCCGAGCGCUGCCUAGCAACACUCGCAAGCCCCCACCAGCCAGCUCUUGCUCUUGCAGCUCGUCUUCCCCCCCUUCGUGCUCGUCGACCAUGACAGAAACACAAGGCUGUUAGUGCCUGAUGUGAAGAUGAUGAUGUUGAUUGAGAUCGGAUAGUGAGUGAGCACUAUGAUGCUUUGCAGUUCCUUCCCUUUUAUGUUGGCAAGUUGAAAAGGACUAACAUGUGGCUUUAAGGGAAACUGAUUUGGCUUCUGUAACUGUUUUAUGAGAUUCUUGAUUUAAUUUUUCUCAUUGAGGGGUGGCUACACAAAUAAGUUUAGUGUAUGUACUAUUCAUAAAAUAGGACAGUGAUUGUUCAAUCAAAGAUGUUUAUUUGAUCAUAUGGCUGCAACAAUUAGUUGUCAACUAUAAAUUAAAGACCAGCAGUGACUGUAAUUGGAUCUUUAGGAAAAGAAAAUACCUAAAACCUCUUGAGUUUUUUAGGAUGACUCCUCUAUGAUAGUAAAAUGUCUUUGGCAUGUGCAGAAACAAGGCAUUUCACGACAUUAUUUUUGUGUAACACUGAUCAAUGUUUUUCCCCCACCAUUUUCUGUAGUUGAAUCGAUCAAACAACUAAUUGAUUAAUUGAGAAUAUAAUGAACAGAUUAAUCAACUAUCUAAAUAAACGUUAGUUGCAGCUAUAUCAUGAUGGUGCGUGAGACUGCUACUUUAAUUUGUAAAUGUUCAUUGUAAUGUUUUGUCCUGAAUGACAGUAUUCUACAGACUGGAAUUGGCUGUAUUAAGUUGUGUGCAUUUCAUAUUUAUAAAUAAAGUAACCGUAUCAUA